CUCCUCCUAAGAUCACACCCACCAGUGCGUGUGGCAUCAUAGCUCUGAAAUAGUGCAACAAGUUGUCAGAAUCACCCAAGUCCUCCUUAAGAAGCGACUUACUCCUCGUGCAAAAUAACGUUUCCAAACUCGGGAUGAACUUGAGGCGUCAUUAAAAAAAAGAGAAUGUCGUACAAUAACGAGCUGGCCCUCCACUGCUUCCCUGUGGAUUUCAGCGGGCCGUAUCACCACUUGGGCCUCCCCUUCCACGGCCGCGGGUUCCCACCUGCAGGACUACACUAUCACCCGUGUCGGGGCUUUUGUGAGUACUCAUUGGAACCCGCGUUUAUCCGCAAAAGGAACGAGAGGGAGCGGCACCGGGUGCGCUGCGUCAACGAGGGCUACCUGCGUCUCAGGCAGCAUUUGCCGCAGGAGUUUGAGGACAAGCGGCUCAGUAAAGUGGAGACGCUGCGGGCGGCCAUUGACUAUAUUAAACAUCUGCAGAGACUUUUGGAAAUGGACGUAAACCGGAUGCAAAUAUCCCAGGAAGGUCUCUGAGGACAUUGUUUGCAACAGUUUAUUGGUUAUGUCAGCCAUUGUGCAACCGAAGGACCCAAAACAUUAUAGGAGUUCCUUGUGUGAUGUUAUUGUGCAGUUUGAAGGUUAGCAGUCUGAAAUCUCGCCAGGGAGUUUUUUUCCAAAAUAUUAUUGCAUUGUGUUUGUUAGUAUAGGGCAGACCUGGGGAAAUUGUGGAUUUUUAUGAUUUUUCAAUCCGGCCAGCCAGACGUUCGACAUCAUUUUUUUUUAGACCUUUAACAUAAAAACUGUAGCCUGCAUUAUGAUGUGCAGUGUUGUUUUUAGAUGACCGUUAGUAUUGAACUAUAGAAAGUAUAUCUACUAGUGAUGAGUUGAUGAGGUGUUAUGAAGCGUUUCGACACAUUGCAAAACUGUGUCGAAACUGUGUCACUAAAUACUGACAUCUGCUGGACAUUAAAAAUCCCUAC
Nerophis ophidion (straightnose pipefish) is the source of this 983-nucleotide messenger RNA. RefSeq names its product achaete-scute homolog 4. The transcript is spliced from 2 exons. NCBI's taxonomy places the organism in Eukaryota, Metazoa, Chordata, Actinopteri, Syngnathiformes, Syngnathidae. Gene Ontology annotation, molecular function: protein dimerization activity; RNA polymerase II transcription regulatory region sequence-specific DNA binding; DNA-binding transcription factor activity, RNA polymerase II-specific. Gene Ontology annotation, biological process: developmental process; regulation of transcription by RNA polymerase II. The record is from RefSeq and is a predicted model, not a curated record. Bases 166 to 537 code for a protein of 123 amino acids.